Messenger RNA from Ilex paraguariensis (yerba mate), 315 nucleotides. NCBI's taxonomy places the organism in Eukaryota, Viridiplantae, Streptophyta, Magnoliopsida, Aquifoliales, Aquifoliaceae. The record is from the annotation of a GenBank genome assembly.
AUGGGUCAGAGGCAGCUUAUGUGCUUGGGGAGAGUUAUGCUGAAGCAUAGCAAGAUUCUGUUUAUGGAUGAAGCAACAGCUUCUGUUGAUUCCCAAACUGAUGCUAUAAUUCAGAAGAUCAUUCGGGAGGACUUCGCAGACUGUACAAUUAUUAGCAUUGCUCACAGAAUACCCACAGUUAUUGACUGUGACAAGGUGUUAGUUAUAGAUGCUGGACUUGCAAAGGAAUUUGACAAACCUUCUAGAUUAAUUGAGAGGCCAUCACUGUUUGGGGCAUUGGUUCAAGAGUAUGCCAACAGAUCAUCAGGAUUAUGA